Molecule: messenger RNA, 1290 nt
Organism: Nilaparvata lugens (brown planthopper)
Lineage: Eukaryota; Metazoa; Arthropoda; Insecta; Hemiptera; Delphacidae
Product: transmembrane protein 256
Exons: 4
Coding region: 525-1073 (182 amino acids)
Source: RefSeq, a predicted model, not a curated record
UGUUUUGCUUCUGCUUCCAUUCGUUUUGAGUUUGAGGAUAGGAGAUAGCAGCAUAAAAGAGAAUAGAAUAGUUGACGGAAAAGUUGAAUUGAAAAGGGAACUAUUCUAUCCAGCUUCUCUAUUGUUGCUUACUAUUCAUUUAGAAUUUUAGAUUAUUUUUAAACAAUUAACAAGCAAGUAAUUCUAUAGCUGGCUGUGAAUAGUUUUUUUUUCAGCUGUAAUUGUGGUAGUUGUGACAAGUGAAAAAGAAGAAUAUUAUGGGAGUUCAAGAAUCAGUACAAUACUGGUUAUUUCAAAAUCCUUUGGUCACCAAUACGACAGACAUUCUAAAAUUCACGGUACGGUACUAAAUUACUGUUGAAAUGUUGUAGAAACUUCCCAAAUUCAAUCAACUUAGGCCCUACUUGACUACUAAAUUCUACAGUGACCUAAACAAUUCUAAAAUGUUGUGAUUAAUUUAAAUUCAUCAUAUUAUUUCUGAAUAACCUCAAAUUUUGCCUCUCAAACCGAUCACAACGGCAACGAUGGAAUCUUUAGAAAACACAAUUGGUGUAAUUUACGACAAUGCUUGGAAUUACAUUUUAAAAAUACCUUAUUCUCAAGAAACAUAUAAUUAUUGCUAUGAUAUAACAAGGCAAGUGUCAAACUUGGUUACAUCGACCAUUGUUCCAAAACCAGCGCCAACCACUACAGUUGUAAUGAUGGACCCGUUGCCACUCUAUAAGAUGGCUGGCUCAGGAAUGAUAUUUGUCAGAAUAGCCGGUGUCCUCGGAACCACUGCUGUUGGAUUAGCCGCCUACGGAGCUCAUUCAAAAUUCUCCAAAGAGGACGAUGCAAAAAUGAAAAUGAUGUUUGAAAUAUCCAACAAAUACCACUUUAUCCAUGCACUGGCACUGCUGGGCGUUCCUAUGUGCCGCUUUCCAACUGUGACUGGAACUCUGCUGGUGACAGGAACGGUAAUGUUCUGUGGCACAUCCUACUACCGUGCACUGACGGGUGACGGCUCACUGCGCAAGAUCACUCCCAUCGGGGGCACUCUAUUGAUAUUUGGAUGGCUGUCUAUGGUCUUGUAACUUAUAAAUAAUAAUCACUAGCAUUACAACGUCUCUGUGUCUCUAUCUUUAGCAUUAUGUGUUUAUGUGUUUGUGUUUUAGUUCUUCUAAACAUAUAGGAUAUAGGUUUCACCCAAGAUUUCAACAACUUUUUGAUAAAACGUCUGUCGCUGCUAUUUUGUAUUUACGUUGAUUCUAUUGUGUACCUGGUUUAUUUAAUAAAUUGUUUGAGUCCGAA